This is a messenger RNA of Leptosia nina, 1563 nucleotides long. The record is from the annotation of a GenBank genome assembly. NCBI's taxonomy places the organism in Eukaryota, Metazoa, Arthropoda, Insecta, Lepidoptera, Pieridae.
AUGUUGGGGAAGAAUGCGAAGUUAUUUUUUGGACUGUCGAUGUGUGGCCUUAUUAUUGCAAUAGUUCUGUCAGCAUGGGGCUUUCCGAAAAUCGUCAACACACAGAUACAAAAGAGUGUGCAAUUAGACAACUCGUCCAUGAUGUAUGAAAAAUGGCGGAAAUUACCAAUAGCACUCACCUUUCAAGUAAACGUGUUCAAUGUUACGAACGUGGACGACAUCAUGGCUGGAAAGAAGCCCAUUUUGCAGGAAAUCGGGCCUUUCGUAUAUAAAGAAUACCGCGAAAGAACUGUACUCGGAUAUGGUGAGAACGACACGAUCAAAUACACAGUCAAAAAGACAUAUGAAUACGACCAAGAAGCAUCGGGGGCUCUGACGGAAGACCAAGAAGUGACUAUCAUCAACUACUCUUACAUGAACGCUAUUUUAACUGCGUACGAGUUGAUGCCUGGCAUUCUACCAAUGCUGAACGAAGCUAUGUCACAGUUCUUCGGAGCUCAAGACACACCCUUCAUCACAGUCAAAGUAAAGGACUUAUUCUUCGACGGAAUGUUUCUGGAUUGUUCUUUGAACAUGUCAGCCAUAGCAUUAAUAUGUGGAAAGCUGAAAGCGGACACACCUAGUGUAAUGAGACGCGCUGAAGACAAAAAUGGAUUCUACUUCUCGUUAUUUGGUCAAUGGAACAACACCGAUAUUGGACCGUUCGAAAUGGUUCGAGGAAGAGAAAAUAUCCGUGAGCUCGGUCACAUAGUUUCAUAUCAGGAUAAGAAGGUGAUGAACCACUGGGGGGACCCGUAUUGUGGUAUGCUGAAUGGGUCAGAUGCCACCAUAUUCCCCCCCAUAGACGAGAGCGAUGUACCGAACAAAAUUUACUUCUUUGAACCGGAAAUAUGCAGAUCUAGCUACGCCUCGUUAGUCGGUCAGCGGGCAAUCUACAACAUGUCCGCGUAUUACUAUGAAAUCGACAGACUCGUCUUCGCGUCGAAGAGUGCAAAUCCUGACAAUAAAUGCUUUUGUAGAAAGAACUGGAGCGCCAAGCACGAUGGUUGUCUCCUAAUGGGAGUCAUGAACUUGAUGCCGUGCAAGGGCGCCCCGGCCAUCAUCUCUUUACCACAUUACUACCUCGCUUCAGAAGAACUGCUGGAAUACUUCGACGGCGGCAUCACUCCAGACAAGGAAAAGCAUAACAGCUAUGUUUAUCUUGAGCCUAAAACUGGAGCAGUGCUGCAGGGCAUGCAGAGAAUUCAAUUUAACAUCGAAUUAAGGAAUAUCCCAAAUAUACCGCAGUUAGCAACUGUGCAGACCGGUCUUUUUCCAUUACUUUGGAUUGAAGAGGGUGCAGAUACUAUGCCUGAUGACCUCCUGAAGGAGUUACAGGAUGCCCACACUAUCCUGGGUUACGUUGAAGUGGCCAGGUGGCUGUUGCUCGUGAUCGCGUCAUUGGUGUGUGUGGGUGCUGCUGUGUGUGUUGUGAGAUCCGGUGCUGCCCCCGUGUGGCCGAGGUCGAACAACGACUUUAUACUUAAUCCAGGGCAUAGUUUAGAUAUCAAUAAAGGUCAUUAA